AUGGCAGACCUCUUCUCGGUCAAGGACAAGGUCGUCCUCGUCACGGGCGGCGCAAAGGGCGUCGGGUGGGGCAUCACAAACGGCUACAUGCGCGCCGGCGCAGCCCGAGUCUACAUCGCCUCGCGCGACGAAAAGUCCCUCAAGCAGGCCGCCGACGAGUUCAACGCGCAAGGGUACCCGGGAAAGUGUGUCCCGCUCGUCGCCAACUUGGCGACGUACGAUGGUGUUGUGGGACUGGUCGCCGAGUUGGAGAAGAGGGAGAAGUGCCUCCACGUCCUCGUCAACAACAGCGGCAACAACUGGGGCGCGCCCUUUGACGAAUACCCCGACUCGGCCUGGGAACGCGUCCUCACCCUCAACCUCCGUCGAGUGUUCACUCUCACGCAAAAGCUUACGCCGUUGAUGCUCAAGUCCCUCGGAGGGAAAGAAGAGGGGCCGUGGGCUGAUCCCGCCCGCGUAAUCAUGAUCGGCUCAGUCGACGGUAUCCGCGUCCCCACACUCGAGACCUACGCCUACUCGUCCUCGAAAGCCGCGCUCCACCAACUCUCGCGCGUCCUCGCAUCGCAACUCGGAAAACGCGGGAUCACGUGUAACACCCUUGCGUGCGGGCCGUUCCAGUCCAAGAUGAUGGCCGCCACCCUCGAAGCCGGUCGCGACCACAUCAUCUCCGGCGUCCCGCUCCACCGAAUUGGCGAACCGGACGACGUCGCGGGCGCGUGUAUCUUUUUGAGCUCAAAGGCAGGCAGUUAUGUCAAUGGGGCGACGAUCGCGUUGGACGGUGGGUCGCUUGUGGCUGGGAAGCUUUGA
Rhodotorula toruloides NP11 is the source of this 807-nucleotide messenger RNA. RefSeq names its product gluconate 5-dehydrogenase. NCBI's taxonomy places the organism in Eukaryota, Fungi, Basidiomycota, Microbotryomycetes, Sporidiobolales, Sporidiobolaceae. Gene Ontology annotation, molecular function: oxidoreductase activity. The coding region runs from base 1 to 807 and encodes 268 amino acids. The transcript is spliced from 7 exons. The record is from RefSeq and is a predicted model, not a curated record.